AUGUUUAAUUUCAGUGAAAAAUGAUGGAACCAGUUGAAGAGUGCGAUGAAAAUGUUGGAGCAUUCCAAUGGCAGCAAGCGUCAGAGACUUUGACUGCAAUUCGUCAGCGGUUUGGGUUUGCGCUGGAGACUGCUGAUCAGGAAGAUCAGGCGCGAGCAGUGAGGUUUACUUGGAGUCUGAAGAAAACGUCGAUGUUGGAACCGGAUGAAAUUUUAAAAGAAAUUCAAAAAGUUCUUGAAAGCUAUGGCAUUGAUUAUGAACAACAAAAACGAUACCUUCUUCGGUGCAGUCAUGUGGAUCCUCUCACUGAUGCUUCAGUAAAGUGGGAUAUCGAGGUCUGCACACUACCACGCUUGUAUUUGAAUGGAGUUCAUUUUCAACGAAUUUCGGGAAGCUCGAGCGACUUCAAGAACAUUACUACGAAAAUAUCGGAAGAGCUUGAUAUUUAAUUCUUAGUUUUUCUCAUACGUCCCUUGAAUAAAUUAAAUACUUU
This is a messenger RNA of Caenorhabditis elegans, 493 nucleotides long. It is a transcript of the gene F14H3.12, whose product is annotated as non-specific serine/threonine protein kinase. The transcript has 3 exons. The coding region runs from base 21 to 449 and encodes 142 amino acids. Gene Ontology annotation, molecular function: protein serine/threonine kinase activity. NCBI's taxonomy places the organism in Eukaryota, Metazoa, Nematoda, Chromadorea, Rhabditida, Rhabditidae. The record is from RefSeq and is marked reviewed.